AUGGAUCGGUGUGUUCCCGCACCAUGGACCAUAAGAAAGAGUGGCCCGCUCAUUCGUUUCCGCGUCAUCCGUCGCACCAUCAUAACGAACAUCGAGUUGGAUGUGAGGCAAACAUCGAAGCCAUUCGUCAUAUGGGCGUAUGUUUUGCCUCCUAAAAGUUGCAAACCCGCGGAUGAGAUUAACGCCUUAUCGCCGCCAUAUGUUCUUGCAGGUGGAGAUUUGGCAGCGGAUGGCGAUGCGGAGGCUCCUACGGUACCCUGCCUUCAGCAGCGUUGGGAGCUGGCAGCGGGUAGCAGGAUGUGUUUGUUGAUAGCACCUAGGAGCGCGCCAAGGGAGGCGGUUCAGCGCACCCUCGCUAUCGGAAUCUCACCCACCCAGCACGCAUCUCAUUCUUCCAAGAGAUCCUCGCUGCGUUCGGAGCCGGAUGAAUUGCUGCAUGAAGGCAACGAAGAGGUGAGCUUGGAUGGCGUUGUGGAAGUGCGUUUAGUCGGUCUUAGUGUGGGACUUCCGUUUUUUGAGGAGGAGCCCGAAUGGCGGCCACUGCUUGUGCGACAGUGGUUAGAGCUAAAGAGCUACGUGCGUGAGGCAACCGUUGUGAUGCAGCCUGUAGCAACGCACGACUCCCUGGAUAUGGUGAAGAAAGAGGAGUCAUUCGCGAUGCACCAAGGUGAUGUGAAGAAGGCAGUUGCCGUGAGGGCGGAUGGAAACUGGGUGAAGUGGUACGACGGGUCUGUUGGUCUGAUGGAUGAGUUGAAGUUUUUCCAUCGUACCUAUAAACCUGCUAGAGCGAACAAAGUCGUUAGGGUUCGGCGACACCCCCAUCGCUACUCCGAUGUAAUUGGUGAGAUUCCGUUUGGACUUGAAGUGCACAGCCUUGGGCGCGAAACGGACCAGUUUACUGGCGAGCUGUACGCUUUGAUUUACCUUCCGGAAGAUCCAUCCUAUUUUUCCUACAUACAAACCUACGAGUUGACUUCCUGUGGUGGAGUCUGGGUUUGGGGAUGGUCUAAGAUUAUCGGGAAAAGUGGACUUCCGUUUCUUGUUGAGGUGGAGCCGUCGAGUAAAUCAAAAGCCGUCUAUAUGGUAUCGGAUGAACAAACGAAGUAUUCGCCGCUUUCGAAGGGCAGCAUUUUCACCUGUGCCCGGGAUAACAAAGGCGUACGCAUACGAAAGAAACCUUCUCUCAAAUCUGAGAAAAUUGGACAACUGCAACCUAACGAGGUGAAGGAGGCCAUCGCUCUUUUGCGUGUGGAAAACAAUCAUCCGGUGCCGUCGGCAGGUGAUGGGGAUAGGCCCAGCGUACCCUCCGAGAUUACUAAAGAUACUGAGUGUUUUGAGUUUGUGGAGUGGAAGGAUGGUGGCUUUUCUUUGAUUCAUAAUUCACACGAUACGUUCUUAACUAAGGUUGAGCUAAUUUCUGGUGCAGAGGCGUUUUUUCCAUCGACACCUCUAGAGUUGCCAAAAAGCGUAGUUAAGGCGCACAACGCUUGCGAUGAUUCGUCGACAGACACACCUGAGAGCGAUCAAAAGCGAUUUAAAAGUGAAACGUUCGUUCCUUCCUUUCUUUGA
This is a messenger RNA of Phytomonas sp. EM1, 1569 nucleotides long. The record is from the annotation of a GenBank genome assembly. Lineage: Eukaryota; Euglenozoa; Kinetoplastea; Trypanosomatida; Trypanosomatidae.